AUGUUGCCGGCCCGAUCCAGGUGCACGAUUCUCGGACGCGCUGUCCCCGUACCCUGCUCAGAUGCACGCGAUGGCUCGGUGUAUCCGAGGCUCGACGUGGGCGUCGACGAUCUCGUGUCCCGAGCGCGCCGGUCGGCAACUGUCGGCAAACCCGGUCUAACACACAACUCGUCGAAGGUCGGCGUACCCUCAUCCUUGUCACCACACCAGAGCUGCUUAUCGCCGUUCAUCGAAGUAGCCAUGGGGCAUUUAGACGGCUAG
Peniophora sp. CBMAI 1063 is the source of this 261-nucleotide messenger RNA. Lineage: Eukaryota; Fungi; Basidiomycota; Agaricomycetes; Russulales; Peniophoraceae. The record is from the annotation of a GenBank genome assembly.